CCUCCUUCGACAUCCACGGCCAACACAACUCCACCUGAGAAAGCCGGUUGGAUUCGUCAUUUAUUUGGAGUGGUGGAGUACUUGAGGUUGGGCGAUGAUCUGGGUUCGUCCUUCCCCUCGAGAGGGAGAAGUCGACAACGGCGAUUUUGGCUAGAAGGAUAAUGAGAUGUCGACUAGGGUUUGCAAGUGGGUUGGGUGUUAAAAAGGAAAAAUUGCUUUAGAUGGGAUUCAAACUGAUGGGAUGGUUUAAUGAAAUCAGACUCCCAACCAGGGAAGAAACCCGUGUAAAACAGGUAUAAAAAUCAUAUCCAAAGCAAUAAAUUAUUUUUUUUUUUAUAAAGGU
This is a messenger RNA of Linum tenue, 343 nucleotides long. The record is from the annotation of a GenBank genome assembly. NCBI's taxonomy places the organism in Eukaryota, Viridiplantae, Streptophyta, Magnoliopsida, Malpighiales, Linaceae.